This is a messenger RNA of Pocillopora meandrina, 11297 nucleotides long. The record is from the annotation of a GenBank genome assembly. NCBI's taxonomy places the organism in Eukaryota, Metazoa, Cnidaria, Anthozoa, Scleractinia, Pocilloporidae.
CUCCACUCCUUACACACAAUCGCUCUUCAGCCGUGAAAACGCAACGCAAUCAAGUAAGUAGUUCGCCUGCUGCGAUUUUUUUCGACCAAGUUCUCAAAUAACAUUCUUUUGUUUAUUUAAUUCUACUCUAGAGUUUUCCCGGACUACUUUAAAACGAGAUGAAUGUCAAGAUGGGUCCGAAUUUUCACCUCGCGCUCUUCUUCGCAGUUUACGUGGCCCGUUGUUUCCUUUUCGUCGACGCAUUGCGCCAAGGUAAAGUUGUUCAAAUAGCCUCUUCACACCUCAUACUAGCUAAUCAUAAGCACGAGGCAAACGUAAAAAGAAUCCUUUCAACGUUUUCAUGAACUAAUUCAGGAUUUAAGCUUACAGAUAAACAUCGCAACUCAUCGAGCGACGAAGUAAAGUAAUAUAAUAGCCUAAUAUAUUCGAGAACGUGUUUCUACGUAUCUUUUCUGUUCUAUUUCCUGGAAAGAAUUUAUUUCCCCCUUUCACUAAUCACGGACUGCCAAUAGAUAUGGUAACCUGACGCCAAAUUUAAUUGUUUUCGCUGUGAAAAUUUCAAAUUUCCCCCAAAGUACUUAUAAGAACGUUUUUCGUAGUACAUAAGACAAUAGUCGUAAGCGAUAUUUAUCAAGAGCCAUUUCGAAGCACAAUUAGUCCUUACGUAGGUUCAAUGCAUUGUCUUUGAAAUUGGUUUCAUGAAAAUGUACCUUAUAGACUUUCCUGGUUUUUGUGUAGCAAGAGCUAGUGGGGAUCAGUUCAAUCGAUGGCGGAGUCGUUUUUUGCAUUUGUGCGUUGUAAACAAAAAGAUUAAGCCUACUUAAUGAAAGAUACGGGAACUAUUCAUAUAACGUGUGCACUAUCAUUGUCUUAGGUUGAUUAAGUGAGAGCCAGUUCAAGUUAUUAAAACCUACGAAAGCGCUUAUUCUGCACUUUUUCGGUGUAAACAAAACGUUUAAAAUUCCGUUCGUUCAGGGUGAACUGUUAGUGAGACGAAUUUUGGCUCGCUCUCAAAGACGCGGUUUUCUUCAUUUGCAUGAACCUCAUAAACAAACAUUGCAUAAUGAGAUUCGGGUUAGAGAUAAAUCCUGGAAGAAUGUAUGCUUUUCCGCUAUCAUUCGAUGUAUGUUUUGCACCGUGGAUCCGAAAAAGAAAGAAAAAGAAAGGAAAAAAGCUCAUUUGAGUCGUGGAAAUCAUUCACGAGACAAAAUAUUUGCUUCGUGGUAUUUUGCAAACUGACCAGCCCCUCUAACGCCCACCCCUUUUAAGGAAAUAUUUCGCUUUUUAUUUCCUGGUGAGACAAAAAUACUUUACAGAUAUUUUCAUUACUUAGUCGUUAACUUCAACAAUUAUAAUAUAUUCAAGCCACAAUGGUAUUUUCUUAGCUAAAUGGGAAGUUUCUUGUACAUCAUCAUGUUAUUAUUUUGGUUUUUUUAUUUGCUACAGGAAGUCAAUAAUGUAUAUCAGUAUUUUAAGCUUGUUUCUAAAACACAAUGAUUGUUGUUAUACUUGGGGCUUAUUACAAUAUUUUGAUCAUCAUGGGCAAAUACACUCAAACAUUGCCAGAAAAUUCAUAACAUCUGGCUGGAUAAGCAUUUCACAAACGAACGUAGCACUCCCAGAAAAUUGACAACACCUGUCUAAAUUUUUGAUGGGCUGUCAUAUGGUAAAUUAGCAUAUUCGAAGGGAAGUAGUAGUAAUGACCUUAGACUAAAUUUUCAAAAUAACCCUUCAUGGUAAGAUGAAACUGAACCAAUUAUUUUAAGGUCACCAUAAACUUGUAUGGACUAGUAAACCUUUUGCAGAAACAAUUCCACUCACACACCUGACAGGGAAACUUAAAAUUCCAAGAUAUAUGUGUGAGGCAGUAAAAGAAAGUUUCUUUUAGCUCCCUUGCUAAUGCCACCAAAGUAAAUUCAACUAGCAGCAUUUUUGUUACUGAGAUGAGAAGUAUAUAAAGCCCAAAUGAUUCCAAAACAAAGAAAAGCAAAGAAAGAAAAUCAGCCAAGGAAGUCACACAGCUUGAGACAGACUGGAAUUUAGUUAACACUCGUCUUGACUAUCUCAAUCCUUACAUCUCCUAUAAAAUGAAAAAUUGACUCUUCCUCAUUAAUCCUUUUAGGUUGCUCAGAUGCUCUUGGUAUGGAAAGCAACAAAAUAAAAGAUUUCCAGAUAAGCAGUUACACGUUUUCUUCUGGCUGGCUUCCUGAGCAUGGUAGAUUGAACAAUAAUAAUGGAGCUUGGUGCAGUGUAAACAAUGAUAAAACAUCUGAGUACUUCGAGAUAGACCUGCUGAGGGUCAGACAUGUUUCAGCCAUUGGUACACAAGGAGUACAAACUUGGAAUUACUUGAGCUACUACGUUAAGACAUAUGUGAUUAAGUACAGCUAUGAUGGAAGGGCGUGGUUAACUUACAAAGACACUGAUGAUGGUCCUGACAAGGUGUGUAAUCCUCAAUGUGUCUUAGGGGAAGUUUCUUUUACAUUCACAAUUGUGUGUGUACAAUGCUGGGAAAUGCAAUUCUCUUUUGGUAUUUUUUCAGUCAUUCAUUGGAAACUCAGAUGCCAACAGUGUGAAACUGAACAACUUGAGAGAUAAAUUUGUGACAAGAUACCUCAGGAUAUACCCGAAGGAUUAUAAAUAUGAUAUGUGUCUUCGAGUUGAAGUAUAUGGCUGCAGUGAUCAAGCUGGUAGGUUCACUUGAUAGAUACACCUUGAAAUCUUAAGUCCCAUUUGUUAUUAUUGUCAGCAGUAAAAAUUUGGAUUAUAUGUCGCUAAUGAGACAGCAUGCUAACUUUAAAACAGACAGAAUCAGAUUAGUUGAGUAAGGGCUAUUUUUGUUAUUUGUAAAUACUAUGUCCUUGAACUUGGGAAAAGUUUCCCAAUAUUGACAAGUUCAUGUAUAGUGAUAACAUUAACAAUACAAGCACAGUCAUUAAGGCUGUCGCCAUUCUCUUGGUAAGCUAGUGCUAUCCAGAGAAUGUAAAUUUUCAAGUAAAAGCCUCUGAAAAUUUAACUAUUUGUAAGUUUCAUCUUUCAUUUCAAUUGGCAUCAAUACAACUUUGAGUAAAUGUAGUAUCUUUUUGAGUAAUAAUAUUUCAUAUAAGAACUUCAAACAUUAUGAAUAUUGUUAUAGUGUAUAUGAAUCUCAAAUAUGUUGUCAGUGCCAAUUAAGCCUUUGCCUCGUAACAUUAGUAUGCAUAUUCUCCGUAAUGAACUUCUCUAAAGUAUACAUUCCCUAACGUGCUGACAAGGAGAAUUUGCUCAACAAUCCAGGGCUUCUUUAGUUGGUUUUCAUUUCCUUUAUUUUCAUGACCUUAAUGUUUGAUUCAGGGCUGAUAUUGAAAAGGGAAAUUAAGCACAUCACUUUUAGGAGUCAAAGGGGUUAAUUUAUCAUGUGUUAUAAUUGCACAAGCAAAAUCAGUAACAUGUUGAUUAGAAGUUUUUACCACAAUUUUUCAAAAUGAAAUUUCAGGUUACUUUCUGCAUGGUUUUCAACUUCAAAUGGGAAUUACAAUUGUAGUAAUUAUAUUUGAUAGCCUAUACAAUAUAAAAAAUGUACUCUUUAUAAAAUUAUUUUUUUCAGAUGAUUGUUCAAACUUUUCAACAAAUCCUUCUGGCUCCAUUGCAAGUCCAGGCUUUCCAAUCAGUUACCCCUCCAACAAAAACUGUGUAUGGAUUAUUUCAGCUCCAACAGGAAAAAUCUUGGUACUAAUGUUUACACAGUUUGACAUGAGACGGAGUUCAAAUCCAUCAGGCUGUAAAGAAGAUUUUGUAGAAGUUCAGGAUGGUCUCACUGAUUUAUCUCCUCGCAUUGGUGGAAAAUAUUGCAAUGGAAAUACAUCCAUGUUAACAAUUACUACAACGAGUACAGUCAGAGUGAACUUUCAUUCCGGCAACACCAAUGCUGCCCAGAAAGGAUUUCAGAUUAAUUACCUUGCCAUAACACCAGGUAUUAUUGGAUGCAAAAGAUCAACUUGGUAUAUGUUAAUAAUGGUGCCUAUGAGUUGUACUGGCCAUCAUUUCUAGAAGACAGUUGUGCUACACGUCUCAUUCCUGGCCAUCAUUUUAUUUACUAUUUCAGUCUUGUCAUUAGAAAAAGUAAAAAGCAAGACAAAAAAAAGACAAAAAUAUUGGAGCAUAUACCCUACAACAUAAAGAUUCAGUUUAUUUCUGAAACGAUACAAUAGCAGAGACAAAAAACUUUUGGGGUAAAUCCCAAGUCAGUAGAAGCAAAGCAAAACAUUUGUAAGUAAUAUAAAUGUAAUAGAUGUUGGCCAAAGUAGUAACAAAGUUGGAUGAAAGAAAAGGGCCCAAAAAAAUUACCAUUUAUUUGAUAAUCACCAUAUUACUUUCUUUUGCGACAGGUUCAGGCAACAUACAUGCUGAAAAGGCUUGUGAUGGAGAUGUUUUGGCACUGAACUGUUCAGGAUAUCAAUACACAAUAAAAAUCCUCCAUGCCACAUAUGGUUCUUUUCCACACAGUUGUGGACAGCAGUUGUCAUCUCAAUCUUGCCCAACUGUAGAUGUUAAGAGUAAAGUUGUGACAAUGUGCCAGGAUUCCAAGGAAUGUGACAUCACCGUUAAAAAAGCUCUUUUUGAUUACAGUUGUUCCAAUGGCCCUGAAAACCAUCAACUGCAAAUUUUCUAUCAAUGUACAAGUACUAACAUUAGAAGUAAGUACAGUGAUGAAGGAACAUCAGCUACGGGUGAAUUAGAAAAGAAAAGAAACUAAACAUUUAUUGCUUAGCUGUGGUUUGAUUUUACUUUUAUUUAAAUUGAAUCACUUGAGCACAGAGUUCAUUACAACAUGAACAACUAAACAAACUGUUUAUUAUGAAUAUAUUAAAAAGAUGUCAUUUCUGCAACUGCAUAUCAACAGCUCACUUGUCUAAAUUUAAAUUACAAGGGCCAAAAUGAUACAUUUGGAACAGAUAUUACAGCUUAAAUGCAUGAACUCUGUGAUACUUGAUAUCAUUUGUUAGCUGUGAAGUUCAAAUUGCUUAGAAUGAUAAGAUAUAUUUGCACUGUACUAAAACACCAAUUUUUAUUUUUAUUUAUUUUCAGCCCCAGCCCCUUCCACAAUAACCUCCAAGCCAACCCAAAUGACAUCUUCAGCACCAUCCACCCAGCCAACACAAACGAUUUUUUCAGAACCAUCCAGUGCUCAACCCACCAAAGUUCUAUCCGCAAAUUCAUUCACUAAACCAACCACUAAAUCAUCUUCAGAAAAACCAGUGCUGUAUCCUGGUGAAUCGGACAAAAUUACACUACCAACAGAAAAAGUAGAAUUAGAAGAUCCAGGAAUAACUGAAAAAAGAGCUGAGACAGUACGAGGAUUGCAAAUGGAAGUAAUGGCUGUAGUUAUUGCAGUUGCUUUAGUAGUCUUUGUUGCAGUGGUGGUUGCUGUGUUUGUCUUUCGAAAGAAACGGUAGGAAUCAAGAUAAUUGUACAAUCAGUUGAAAACGUUUUGUUACACAAUGUAUGGGCUCAUCUUAGAUAACUAGCACUAUGAUUCUGCUAUCUCAAACAUAAUUUUGUUUGCUUUUUGACAAGUUUUUUAGCUCAAGUUCUGAUGAUUCAAAUUCCUUGAAGAAAAGAAAGGACUUAUUAAAAAAAUUCAACCCAAAAAAUGAAGGUUUUGAGAGCUAAUGUUUCUGAGAUGUGCUAAGGCAUGGAGAGCUUUGCAAAUUAAACAACAAAAAAUAAUACUCUCAAGUUUGAUAGGGAUGGCCUCGUUUAAAGGAGACUGUAUCAGACAAUGAAUCAGUUCAUGAAGUCCAUUUCUCCCUUUUGGUCUCUACAGUCAUCAAUUAUGGUGAGCAGUUCACAAUCAUAUUUUAUUGUACAUAUUUUCAUCCUUUUCUUUCUUAAUUUCUUUCUACACCAGCUCGCGGAAAGAAAGAGGAAGCCCUCUUCCAACAAUCACUUUCACAUCUGAUAAAGAAUAUGCCACUCCAGCAAAUGGCACCAAAAAAAGGUUUGUCAAUCUGUAAUUUUUAUUAAUUACAUCUCCCACUUUGUUGUAUUCUUGUUGUGGUUGUUGUUGUUUUUUUUUGUGUGUGUGUGUGUGUGGGGAAGUGUUGCUUCCCAGUCAUAAUCUUUUUUUAAAAAAGAUAUCAGAAAUAUGAUUCAAUGAAUCAUAGGUUAGUAAAAAAAAUUAUGGAGAACAGAUGAAGGAAAUAAAUUACUAAUUGGCAGAAGCAAAUCCACAAAAUUUGAGGUGAUAAAACUUUAUAACCCUAGUCAAAAGGUAAGAUUAUAACUACAACGGUUCUGUUAUUUCAACUUUAGACUGAUUUAUUUGUACUUCUAGGUUUCCUCGUGAUUCGAAAGCCAAUCCAUAUGAAACUGUAAAUAUCCUUUAUCGAAGGUUGGUACAACGUUUAACCCUUUCCAAUAAAAAUCUAACUUGCACUGAUUGGAUAUAAAUACACGGAAAGAUUUCCCCACAUCCACAUACUACUUUAAGGCAAAGUCAUAGUCUCAAAGGCAAUCUUUUGUUUUCGCCAUUGUAUUCUUUAUCCAAGAACGUACUGUAUGCAUAAUGAGGAUGGGACUAUGCGAAAAUCCUGCCAAAGACCAGUACCCCCGUUCUAGUUGUCCUAGCAUUACCAUACAAUACUGACCUUAACGAACACAUCUAUGUAGUGCUUUAAAAAUUCCCUAACAUCCAUUGGGCGGGUCGGUACCACUGAUAAUCACAAUUUUGGGGGCUGUCCUGGUGUACCGGUACACGGGGGAAUUCCUAUUGUUUUCAUAUCCAUACAUGGAGUUGUGACGCAGUUCGUUAAUGUUUCGUUCCUUUGUGUACCGGUACACGAGGACACAACCCAAUUUUGUGAUCAUCCGAAGAACCGUCAGAAUCCUAUCACUCCCGCUUUUAGUCGUCAGAAGAAGUUUACUCCGGAAACCAUACAGAGCUUAUAUACCGAUCGUACUAAUAAUAGAUUUUUGAGAAUGAAAAGAGUGGCAAAACUAUUAAAAAAUUGUGUUUAAAUGUACGUAAACAUUGAUUAUGGACGCCGCCAUCUUUCAUCUUACUUAGCAGCCUGGCCGCUGAUGUCUUUCCCUACGUCUCAUUUUGAGCAACAAUGUUGCAAGUGUGAUUUAAUAACUGUAAAUUGACUACUUGUCGUAUUUUCCUUUCUUCUUUUUAGUUCGGAUAGCUCCGAGAACUCUACCAUUGGUGAAAAAGAAGUUUCCUCAAGUGACAGGUGAAUUUCAUAUUGUAAUUAUUAUGGAUAGAUGAUAAUUUUUUUAUCGUUAAUUUUUCGUGUAAACAUGUGGGUGAAGGCUCACCCAGUUAUCUUUGGUAAAUUACACAUCAGAUGGGUAAUGUCAUCAUUAGGAAACAGUUUUACCUGAGAAAGGUUUUCAAAUUGUUCAUUUUAUUGCAGCUGUCCCGUGGAUCAGGAUCGGGACUCUCCUAAGAUAACUGAAAAUCCCCUUUACAUCGGGUAUGUGCAAAACUUUGUUUGCUUUUCUGACAAUUUUCUUUUGUGAACGGAAUUUUCUUAAUGUGACCGAUUUCUUUGCAGUUUUUCUCCGCCAGUCAAAAGCACUGCUGCAGUAGGAUACCAAUUGUAAGUUUUGCCGCUUAUCCUAUCUAAAUUUUAUCAAACACCACUUGUGAAAUAUGUGAAAGAGAGCCAAUCCAGAUGACAAUUAUUACUUGGCCAGUCAAAAACGUCACGAACUCGUUGAAGGCUAGCAAGAUUAAUGUAGCAUCCACUCUCCUCUCCCCCCUCGAAAAAAAAAAAAAAAAAGACACUGGACACUCCCAACACCUCAGGAUUUCGAUUUUGGAAGGAAAACGAGAUCGACCAUUAAUAGACGGAAUAGUCGUAAUCAGAGCUGCACAGACAAGCUGAUCGAGUUUUCUACUCUCUGAACACAAUACAUUCACUACUUUCUGUCCAUUUUCGCCUUUGAUUACUCUCCCAAAGUUUCUCUUACCGGAGAGUAAUCUUCUGUCUCUUUUGUCUCUAGGAUUAAACCACCGAACGGGGCUGCACAGAGUCAUUACAGGUAUUCUAACAACCUGCUGGGUCAAUAGGCUAAUGAUAGAAAAGUCUUAAAUAUUGAUGGUCGAAGGCAAUCCUGAAUUGCUUUGGUCUGGCUUUUUCCUUAUAAAGCGCGUUUCGACCGACUUUCGUUGUAUUAAAACGGAAGUUGCCAUAACCGAAAAUCAGAGCAAAAGGAAGUAAGUUGCUUGUUACGAAAGUUAACUGACUUUGUAUUUAUUUAAAGAAGCACGUAGCUUAACGGUGAUUUAUUUGGGGAAACAAGUCUCAGUUUGAACCAAUCAAAAGAAAGAACAACACUAGCUUUGAUUGAAGCGCUUGAAUUUCUUUGAGUUGACUAAUAAUAAACGAAAAUAAUUAAUGGUGCAAAGCCUUGGUUCGAAAACGAAGGAAGGUCAGAAACCUUGUAAACGAAAAUGAUUUGAAAACAUUUUCAUGCAUUGAAGCUCAUGCAUUCAACAGAGGUUCAGCACUUGGCCACUUUUUGAAGGCGUGGGUUUGUGGGAUUCUAAAAUUGGAUCUUCUUUGGUUGCCAUGUUCAUUUUAACCAGAAUCUGUUGCUUCAUGAACAAUUCUGCGUGAGUCUCUUGCACAAUCCUUUUUUUGUUGUAACCUAUUUUUGCGUUUAGUCUUCCAGUUAAAAAGACUCCAAAAGUGACAUCCAUCGAAAAUCCCAACUACGAGAAGACGUUACCAGUAACGGUAAGACUUUCGUUUCUUUGACUAUUUUUUUGUUUGUUGUUUUUAAUUUAUUACUCCAAUUUAUCCUAUUUUGAAUAAGGAGAAGUGUCAUUGUCUCUAAUAUACAUACGAUUCAUUUGGAUAUCGUUGAAACAAAAGUGUUUGACGAUGAUGAUGCUCGAACCCUUCCAUCAAAAGUUGAAACCAAUUUUCAUUCCCAAGGAUGUUCGAAAAGUCGGAAGUCCAUUUGUUUUGUUUCGUUUAAUCCUGUAACUCCAAACAUGUGAUCUUCCGAGAUUUCAUUGUAAAAUAAUCAAGAGAAUUUACUGUCACAUCUGGAUAACUCCCCACAGUUGUUAAUUUUUCAAAUUCUCAUAACUUGUUCUCCGAUAGUGUAAUGAUCCUGUAAGGAGAAAACCUAUUUUGGUCCCCGGUUUGGCCAAAUUUCAAGUUGUGUGGUCUUUGGAUUUUUCAUCGCCGCUGACCUAUUUUACGGCUCUUUACUUAUUUUUUUUUUCUCUCUUUUUUCCCAGCAGAACUAUGAGUAUGCCAAACCAGAAAUUAAGACGGAUACCAACUGUUAGCCAACAUGUGGAAACAGUGAAAACAAUACCCCAACAACUUAAGUUAAAAUUAGAACUCCUGGCUAGUUUGUAGUAUAACAGUGUAAACUAUAGUAUGGUAAACUUAUAGAUACUGAAAGCGGUGCGGUACUCCGUUUAGCGGUUUUCUUAGAAUUCUGGGGUAUUCAAGUCGUUUUGGCGCUUUAAAUAAUUGCUGUUUAAUGCAUGAAUACUAUGAAAAAAAAAACAACAAACAACACUCAAAUGCGUGGUUAGAAGGGAGAAAGCCGAUAAGGAAAAUAUAAUUCAAAACGGAAGGGAUUGGUUGAUCUUAGGGUUGGAGCUAAGUUCCAGAUCGCGUUUCUCCUCCCACUGGAGACGCACGUAUAAAGUAACACACUGAUUAGUAGCUGUAUAUAUUUGUCAAGUUCACCACCUAGGAGACGCUUGCUGAAGAGUAAUUUCACUUAAUUUCACAGCUGUCAUCGAGAAAGAUCCUUGCAGGUUAAUUUACGCCGGCGAAGUUUAUCUUUUACAUGUUUUCCAUGACGUGACCUUGUUAUAGUUAUGGUGACAUGCCUUUGUUUGAGACAAAAGGACUUCUCGAUAGAUAGUUUGUUAAAUUAUAGCUCUUUCCUUGUCGUCUCCUAGAAGAAUUUGACGAAAGCGCGUUGACCCUCUCGAUUCCUUCCCAGUCUAGCCCUCAAUUUUUGCUAUGACGUCAUGAUCCUCGACUUUAUGUAGCGUUUGAACAGCAAAAAAGGAUAGACUGGGAACGAGUCUAAUAAGACAAUUGAGGCCUUCAUUUCUUUGCUCAACAAGUUACAGUAGAAAAAGGGGAAAAUAACUGUAUUCGUUACUGGAAAAGUCACAAAUUUCUCUGUCUUUUGGUGGAAAGUGGGAGUAUUUGGGAAAGUUAACUAUUCCAAAAACUAGUUAGUGUCGGGUAAUGAUUUCUUUCGUUGACAUUUCAUCGUCUCUACAGGCCUUGUUUACGCUUAUUUUCCGAACGUUCGGUUUUGUUUCCUUCUUUAAAAGGAUUUGCGUGUGAAAGAAACUUUUUGUGUCACGGCAUUGAAAGCCCGUGUGAGUCUGGCUGUAGAAAAACUUGAAGUAGUCUUAGCAUUUGAAUGCAGUUUGCUCGCAGUUGUGUGUGUCGCGAGUUCAAAGAAAAUACUUUGAUUUUCAUUUACGCCACAGGUUUUCGAUCAUGAUGUAAUUCAAAGUAUUGAUACAGAGUGAUUGUAAGAAAAAUACUUUGGCAGUAAGGUUUGUAAAAGGGCAAUCGAUCUAACAAGUCUCGUACACUUUCAAAUCUUUGGAAAGUGCCCGAAUUUGUUUGCCUGUUCGGAGAGAUAGAAUUAUCAAUCCCGAAUGUUGACGACUUUCGCUCAGGUUCGUAAACCGUCUACUCGGUCAAUCAUGGAGUGCAAUAUUCCGAGAGUGAAAAAGACCUUUUCACAGUUUUGAAUGUAAAAUUGGGUUAAGCUAAAAAAGGAUAUAAUAUAUGAAGAUUGCAAAGGCGUUAGCUUUGUACAGACGUGUGAAAGAAAAUUUUGAUAAUGAAAAAGACUAGUCCACAAGAUUGAAUAGGAAUUAGUUACGUAAGGUAUACAUAGAAGGCUAAAAAGCUUUGGGCUUUUUACUGUUGCGUAGAAAUAGUAUUAGUAACUUGUCUAUAGAGAGCUGAAUGAGUUGUACAACAGCCAUUAACAGUGACGGAUCUAGACCUUAAGUUAAGUGGGGGAGAGGGGUUUUGUCGCUUGCCCUGCCGGCUUUUCUUCCUUCUGCGAUUCUUUCUUUUUUACCCAAAAUAAGAGGGGGGCCCGAGCCUCCCGGGUCCCUCCCCUAGAUCCGCCACUGAUUAAACAGUAUUUUCGUAGGGUUCACGACUCGAAGAGUCAGCAGAAAUGUUGAAAUUGUUCACUUAUUUAAAAUUCACGGUUGUAUGUUUUAAGUCAAGAUUUUGCAUUAUAUUUAAAGAGGUUAUAUAGUAAUAAAGGCCAGACAAUAUUUUGUUGCAGAC